UAUCUUUUCGUACAGUUUAGUUUUAGUCGUUCGUGAGCCGUUGCCCGACCACGAAUAUGUUUUUUUUUUAUAAUAAAGAAUGUUUUUUUUGUGUAUUAAAUAUCUCUCGUGUAAUUAAUAAUUAUUAUUAUUAAUUUUUGGCCAUCUUAUAUUAUUAUGUGCCCUACAGUUUCAGAAGUGGGAUACGUAUAAAUGAGUGAAUGUUAGACAAAUGCCAGUGUUAACACGGAAUGCGAGUAAACAUAGUGCAAUUGUUAAUGAAUGUAUCGGAAUAAACGAAAUGAAUAAAAAAAAUAAAUCGAACGAAUCGAAUGAACCGAAUGUAUCGAAAGUGAUUAAUUUAUUGGAAGAAAACGAUCAAACGGAAAAAAUGAACGAAAACAACGGAUCAACGCCAUCUUUGUCAGCUACACCAGACCCGCCCGUGAGUUCGAAUAGUUCGGUAGAUGCAAACACGUUGGUUGAGACACUCGUAAAACAAAACAGUAUGUUAAUGGAACUAUUGAAACUUCAACAAAACAGUAAUAAACCAUCGAAUGAAAUAACUAUUGCACCAGACCUGAACAAGUCAAUUCCAAUAUUCAAUGGUCUGGGUACGGGUUCGCAAGCUCUCGAUUGGAUACGAACUGUAAAUGGUGUUGCGAAUUUACACCGUUGGCCGGAUAAUUUCAAACUCCAAUCGGUGCGGGCCAAUUUAGAAGGUGCCGCUCGACACUGGUUUGCGUCCCGGGAAAUCGAACAUUGGGCAGAUUUUGAAAGACAGUUUCUUAAAACUUUUGUUGGUGUGGUCAUGAUGGGUGACCGUUGGAAGGAGAUGUCGCGGCGCGUACAGGGACGUAACGAGAACGUACGCGAGUACUACCACGAAAAGGUAUUUUUAUGUCGACAAAUUGGUAUGACAUUUUAUGAAAGUAAAAUUCAAAUACUAGAAGGGUUAUAUUCGAAAGAGUUGAGCAUGUAUUUACUUGGUCGCAAUCACGCGGACGAAGACGAUCUAUUAAGUGAUAUGGUAGAAUAUGAACGACUCGAUAUGUCCCGUUCGGUACGAAUACGGCAAGUAUCAAAUACUAAAGAAAACACGUUACAAAAAUCGGUAACGUCGUGUCCAACCAAUGUAAUGGCAGUUAAACAUAAGGACACGAAUGUAACCGUAGAAAGUAAGAGUGCAUCAAUGCCGCGUUCAUGUUUCAAUUGCGGCGCAAAAACUCAUUUGUCACCGCAGUGCCCAAAACCUAAACGCGAGAAGGGAGCGUGUUACGAAUGCGGAUCGAUGGCACACCAACGAGGAUCCUGUCCAGCACUCAUGCGAGGGAAUGUUGACGGGAAAAAGGAAAAGUCGGCUGGUUUAAUGAGCAUCGAUGUCGUACGAGACCAAGACCCAUCCGAUGAGUAUUCAGCGCCGUACGAGGUACGAUGUCAAUUCAACGUUCCGGUGGAGGAGUCAGAGUCUUGCUGUAUUAUUGUCAAUGCCGUGGUCGACACAGGAAGUCCAAUCAGUUUAAUAAAGAGACAUUGAAUAUCAAUGCCAGAGCUUUGGUGAGAAUAAGUCAAGCAGUGGCCAAAAACAUGAUAGAUGCCGGUAUCAAAGGAUCUAUUGUAAAUAUUUC
Molecule: messenger RNA, 1607 nt
Organism: Aphis gossypii (cotton aphid)
Lineage: Eukaryota; Metazoa; Arthropoda; Insecta; Hemiptera; Aphididae
Product: L-xylulose reductase-like
Exons: 2
Coding region: 212-1516 (434 amino acids)
Biological process (GO): glucose metabolic process; xylulose metabolic process
Molecular function (GO): carbonyl reductase (NADPH) activity; nucleic acid binding; L-xylulose reductase (NADPH) activity
Source: RefSeq, a predicted model, not a curated record